AGUCAAAAAAUUAUUAACAUAAAUGUAGCAGCAGACGUAGCGCCAAAUAUAAAGCGACCUGUCAAAUAUCACAAAUGCUAUGACGAAGGUAGGACCUAAGAGCCUUGGGUACCUGGCCCAAGUGUCAGAUGCUCGACCCGACCCAAAAUAAAUGGAAGCAGCAGUACCUAUGCUACCCUGAUAGGUGUUUGACGUGGCGGCAAAGGCAGUAGCCAACUGCUGUUGCCAUAUAGACGCUUUGCAGUAGUGGUACACGAAAAGCUACCUACCUAACCUCUACUUAAUAAAUGCCUAGAAAUGUACCUUCCUCGGGCAUGCAAAUAUGGGUGUAGGUACAUGCAAUUGGGCCUAAGAAAGAACAUUCAAAAUUGGAAGGAGUUGGGCCGAACGGAAAGUGCUAUCUUCCACUUGAAACUUAAUUGCAUACUUCGUACACGCGCACACACCAAAUCCAUAAUCGUCUCUUUUUUUUUGCACUUUUAUGCAACACCAAAUACACUUACACACUUCUGACGCCAGCAUCUAACCAAUCAUGGCCAUGGACAUGUCAGUCUAUACAGGUAUGGACGAUGAGGAUAUCGCCCUCGCAUUUCGGUUAAUGCAGGAAGAUGUCGAGCAAUUCAUGUCUACUACGACUAGGAAGGGAAAACAAGUCGAGGGAUCCGAGACGGACGCCCAAAUAGCCUUUAACCUUCUUCUUGAAGAACUGCAAGCUGCAGAGACCUGUCUUAGCGAUGAAAGAAUGACUAGAAGUAUGUUGAGAGCAAUUCAGUCUGACGGCGCUGUCCUUUCCCAGGCUCACGACGAAGAAAAUGUUGCUCAAGCCGACCAUGAACUGUCACUUGCUUUAAGCAAUGGUCAAGAUGAGGCUGUAGCUCAGCGAGCUACCCCUGAAGCUGUGAGCAGCGAUGAGGAAUUUCUUGAGAAGCUCUCGGUCAUCUACAAUACCGGUUUUGAUCAUUCCAUCAGUGGCACUAACGAUUACGACGACGACGAUGAUACAGCCACCAUCAACCAGCCAGAGAGUUCUUCAUGGGCUGCUUCACGCCAAUCUAGUAGACCACCAAGGACUUGCGACGCUUGUGGAUAUCAAAAGCACUUCGCAGAGCUGGCUCGCGCUCCCUGCCGCCAUGAAUAUUGUCGCGAGUGUCUCACGCGUCUCUUCCGAGAUGCUUCAAACGAUGAAUCCCUCUUUCCUCCGCGAUGCUGCAGACAAAACAUCCCCUUAAUUAGGAAUCAGGUAUUUAUUGACAGUGACGUAGUCCGGCACUUCCGCCAAAAGGCCCUUGAGUUUUCUACGCCUCGUCGAACAUACUGCCAUAACCAGGAUUGCGCCCGAUUUAUUCCAGCAACCAAUUAUCUAAACGAUGUAGCGACAUGUGGCGAGUGCGGGUAUCAAACCUGUAUGACAUGCAAAGGUGUUAGCCAUGAUGGCGAUUGCCCAAAUGACGAACAGCUUCAACAAGUAUUUCAACUAGCUACCGAACAACACUGGCAACGUUGCCAAAACUGCUGGGCGAUGGUUGAGUUGAACACCGGAUGCAAUCACAUGACCUGUCGAUGCGGUUUCGGAUUUUGCUAUGUCUGUGGUAGUCGCUGGAAGACUUGCCAAUGCGAGCACUGGGAUGAACAUCGUCUGUACGCACGUGCUGUACAGAUUGAUGCCCGUGGCCAAGUUGAGGAUGCUCCGGGCGAUGUGAUACCUCGUGGAAAUCCGAUACCUCUUCAACUACAUGCAAAUGGUCAGCUACCCUUUCGGCUCCCGGCUCAUCAGCAACAGGCUCAGCAACAGGCCCAACAGCAGGCUCAACAGCAGGCCUUGAAUCAAGAACGUCGUCAACAGAAUAUAAUAUAUCCAAUUGAGGAUGAGAGUGAACAUGAGAGUGAAGAGGAGGCUGAAGUAGCGGCGCAACCAGUAGUCCAACAGGCACGGGAACAGCCUGCGUUCGAAUUUCCACUCCUUGACUUCCCUCAACGGACGCGAAUUCGGCAACUCAUGGAAGAUCUCAGAAAUAACCACGAGUGUCAACAUGAUCGAUGGUUUUCUAAGAAAGGGCCUCGCGAAUGCGAAGAAUGUGGCGACGUUAUGCCUAUAUUCAUCUACGAAUGUCGACAGUGUCAUACUAUGGCUUGCCGUCGCUGCCGGUAUCACCGGUUGUAAAGACCAAGGACAACAUGUUCGUGAAAGUGGCAGUCUCAUUAAUACUUGAGUUGUGGCUUUGUAAUCGGAGGGAUGCCAGUUAAAUCGGCAUUUCUAGGUUUAUCACCCCACCUCCAGCUGCCUGGAGGCGAAUAACAAGAAAAGCAGAAAAUCUUCAUGGUGCAGUUAUGUACCCACAAUAUUUGUCGUACAGAUCACAGAGUCAAGAUACCUCUAGCAUGGCAUAGAGAUGAAGUCGGACAUAUAUAUUUCGGCUGACUGUAUAGCUAUUUACGAGUUAGCAGAGAAUGUAAAGGGUGUAUAAGGGAGUGAAAUGUACCGAGAGCAUUAAUUAGGGUAUAGCUCUCGCUGUUAGUUCCAUACAAUCUGUAACUAGGAACUAUGAAACAAGCCUUGACUAUGGCUUUGCUCAUUAUGAAAACCUUUCAAAGUC
Daldinia decipiens is the source of this 2594-nucleotide messenger RNA. RefSeq lists its product as uncharacterized. The coding region runs from base 533 to 2161 and encodes 542 amino acids. Gene Ontology annotation, biological process: positive regulation of proteasomal ubiquitin-dependent protein catabolic process; protein polyubiquitination; ubiquitin-dependent protein catabolic process. Gene Ontology annotation, molecular function: ubiquitin protein ligase activity; zinc ion binding; ubiquitin conjugating enzyme binding. The record is from RefSeq and is a predicted model, not a curated record. NCBI's taxonomy places the organism in Eukaryota, Fungi, Ascomycota, Sordariomycetes, Xylariales, Hypoxylaceae. Gene Ontology annotation, cellular component: ubiquitin ligase complex; cytoplasm. The transcript is spliced from 3 exons.